Molecule: messenger RNA, 553 nt
Organism: Blepharisma stoltei
Lineage: Eukaryota; Ciliophora; Heterotrichea; Heterotrichida; Blepharismidae
Source: the annotation of a GenBank genome assembly
AUGGAUUCAGAAGCAAAAUUUUCAAAAUUGGCAGAGGAUGAUUCUAUUUAUCGAUUUUAUAGCACAAUUGAAGGUAGAAUAAUAGAAUUUAUUAGAAGUCGUGGGCAAGUUACUUUGGUUGAGUUGAUAGCAUAUAUAGACUACCAUAAAAAUAAGCUUAGAGAUAUUUCAUCAAGAAAAUAUAAAGAAAAGAGCAUUGAAACUCUAGUUAUUUCAACUUUAAUAUAUAAGAAGCAGAUUUUUAAUGAGGUUUCAGAUGGAAAUUGAACCAUAAAUGUAAACAUUAUUUUAGAUUGAUUCUGCUUUAGAGUAUGAAAAAAACGUGAUCAAAAAAAUCGAACACUCUUGUAAAAAGAGAGUUGAACAGCAUAAAAAAUAUAAAUCCAAAUUACAUGAGGAAGAAAAAUUCAAAGUUUUUGAAAAUUUGGUCGAUAAUGAUAUUUACAACAAGCUAAUCCAAUUGGAUGAGCUAAUGGCAUCUUCUAAUGAGCAAGUGCAGAAGCAGAUUUUAGAAUAUUAUGAUAGCAGCAAAAAUAUAAGUAUUAAUAGAUAA